AUGACCGUCGACGCGCUUCCGAGCUGCCAAUCCAUGGCGGACGUUUUUCCAUCAUGUUCCUGUCGACCGUGCGGAUGUAAUUUCACCAUGUGUAGCACGCCCUACGUAAUCAAGGCCUAUCUCGGCGAAAGUAGUACCAUUCGUCGCAUCGCGUUUCUUGACUGCUCCCCUCCGCCAUUCGACCUGGUCGACCUUCGAAUCCGCAAGCAAUUCAAUACCCCUGCUGAUAAGCACCUCUUGUUUGUGUACAAUGACACGGACGGAGACAUGCUGGUGCUCUCCACUAGCGAGGACCUCUAUGACGCGUUUGUUCUCCAGAAGCAGAACCCGCUGAUAGUGAGAGUUUAUGACAGCAACGGCGUAACAGAUUCCGUCAAUCUGACAGACUCAGUCAACGUGAAAUCUUACGUCAAUUGUGGUACUACUACCCACGGCACCAGCGUUUCUGUCGGCGUCAGCACUCCCCGGGAGCUGUUUCAACCCCUCUCUUCUUCUGAAGCAGCAGCAGCAGCAGCAGCAGCUGCAGCUACAGCUCCUCCCUCACCAGCCUCUGCUUUAGAGUCGACUCAUGCACCACCACCAGUGCCCGACCCUGCUGCUGUUCCCCCUCCCGCCGCUGCUCUCUCUCCCGCCGUUGCUCCCUCUCCCGCCUCUGCUCCCUCUCCCGCAUCUGCUCUCGCUCCCGCCUCUGCCCUCUCGACCGCUUCAGCUCCUACCGCCUCAGCUGCCCCGUCCGCCUCAUCUCACAACUGUGGCUGUGCUUCGGCUUCCCCUUCCCUCCCUGGACCUGCCCCCACUCCUCCUGCUGGUUCUAUCACUGCCUUUCCUCCCUCCCAUGUCACCCCCACCAUCUACCGGUAG
Molecule: messenger RNA, 861 nt
Organism: Closterium sp. Naga37s-1
Lineage: Eukaryota; Viridiplantae; Streptophyta; Zygnematophyceae; Desmidiales; Closteriaceae
Source: the annotation of a GenBank genome assembly